AUGGGUGGCUCUCCAAAAUGGUUUUCUUUGGGUCUUCUCACCCUCUGUGUUGUGCUCCAUUUGAGUUCUAUCGCUCUGGGAGAUGACAAGCUUGAUAAGAAUGGGUUUAGGGAUGAUGACUGUCGUUGGGGAAGGCGCUGCGGCGGCAGAUUCGGAGGACGUGGACCGCGCUUCGGCAGGGGAGGCGGUUUUGGCGGCGGUAGAGGUGGUGGAUUUGGUGGUGGUAGGGGAGGAGGACUUGGUGGUGGAUCGGGUGGAGGGAUUGGAGGUGGCGGUGGAGUAGGUGGCGGUGCUGGAGGUGGUGUUGGUGGUGGCGGUGGGUUUGGAGGUGGUGGAGGAGGUGGAUUGGGAGGUGGUUCAGGUCAUGGUGGAGGAUUUGGAGCUGGAGGUGGCGUUGGAGGUGGUGCUGGAGGAGGAGUCGGGGGUGGAGGUGGGUUUGGUGGAGGCGGCGGCGGUGGUAUUGGUGGUGGAUCUGGUCAUGGUGGAGGUUUUGGAGCCGGAGGAGGAGUUGGUGGCGGUGUUGGUGGAGGCGCUGAGGUGGAGGUGGAGGUGGAGGUGGAGGAGGAGGUGGUGGCGGCGUUGGUGGUGGUCAUGGUGGGGGAUUUGGAGCUGGUGGAGUGUUGGUGGAGGAGUUGGUGGUGGUGCAGGAGGAGGAGGUGGUGGAGGCGGCGGUGGUGGCGGCGGCUUGGUGGUGGGUCUGGCCAUGGUGGAGGCUUUGGAGCUGGUGGAGGUAUGUGGUGGUGUCGGCGGAGGUGCCGGAGGUGGAGGUGGAGGUGGAGGUGGAGGAGGAGGUGGUGGUGGUUUGGGAGGAGGUUCUGGUCAUGGAGGUGGAUUUGGAGCCGGUGGUGCAUUGGAGGUGGAGCCGGUGGAGGAAUUGGAGGUGGUGGAGAAGCCGGAGGUGGUAGCGGUGGUGGUAUAGGUGGAGGUUCUGGGCAUGGGGGUGGAUUUGGUGCUGGUGGAGGGAUUGGAGGAGGUUCUGGAGGUGGCUGA
This is a messenger RNA of Benincasa hispida (wax gourd), 990 nucleotides long. RefSeq lists its product as uncharacterized. The record is from RefSeq and is a predicted model, not a curated record. NCBI's taxonomy places the organism in Eukaryota, Viridiplantae, Streptophyta, Magnoliopsida, Cucurbitales, Cucurbitaceae.